UAUCCGGGUUUACAGCGGAAGGUCCUAACAGCGCGGAUUAGAAAGCAGCUGCGAACACGCUAGCGCAGUUAUUUUUUUGAGAUUGUAUUGUAAAUCUCGCAAACAUGUCCGGAAGAGAAGGUGGUAAAAAGAAGCCGUUAAAAGCUGCAAAGAAAGCAACCAAGGAAAUGGAUGAUGAUGAAAUGGCCUUCAAACAGAAGCAGAAGGAAGAACAGAAAGCCUUGGAGGCACUGAAGCAAAAAGCAGCAGGAAAGGGGCCGUUAACUGGUGGAGGAAUCAAGAAGUCUGGAAAGAAGUGAUUUGGCACUUCAAAACCGUGCACUCGUUUGCUGAAUUGCAGUCAACGCUCCUCCCCCAUACAUCCACACACACCACCACCCAAUAUCGUUUUAGUUGUUCAUUUGGGUCCAUUUUAGAAAGAGUAAAGAUGAAAUUACCUUUUGAAUGAAUUCUAGUGUUCAUGUAAAGAAAAACAUUCUGAAAUAAAGUUUGUAACUACUGUUA
This is a messenger RNA of Esox lucius (northern pike), 504 nucleotides long. It is a transcript of the gene tma7, whose product is annotated as translation machinery associated 7 homolog. The record is from RefSeq and is a predicted model, not a curated record. The transcript is spliced from 4 exons. Bases 105 to 299 code for a protein of 64 amino acids. NCBI's taxonomy places the organism in Eukaryota, Metazoa, Chordata, Actinopteri, Esociformes, Esocidae.